AAAGGUUUGCCUCUUGGUUCGUUGACAUAAAAAACGAUCAAGAUGAACCGUAUAUAAAAGUUGAAGGAACGCUGGGACUAACAUUUAUUCAAGUGCUUCGGUCCCAGCCACCAACACACAAAACAUGAAGCUACUUCUAGCUACAGCAACAAUAAUAACACUACUACAACCUUAUUCCGCAAGCCCUGCUCGAAUUGUUUGUUACUUCAGCAAUUGGGCUAUAUACCGGCCUGGGGUUGGGCGAUAUGCCCAAGAGGACCUUCCUGUUGACUUAUGCACCCACAUAGUGUACUCUUUUAUUGGUGUAAAUGACGCAGAUUGGAGUGUUUUGGUCAUAGAUCCUGAGCUGGAUGUUGACCAAAAUGGCUUCCGCAACUUCACCAAUUUGAAAAAAACGCACCCCAAAGUGAAAUUCCAAGUCGCAGUCGGGGGUUGGGCCGAGGGGGGCUCAAAAUACUCGGCCAUGGUGGCGGAAAAGUCGCGCAGAGGGGCUUUUAUCAGGAGCGUCAUCACUUUCAUGAAUCAAUACGAGUUUGAUGGGUUUGAUCUUGAUUGGGAAUACCCCGGGGCGGCUGACCGUGGGGGUAGUUUCAGUGAUAAGGAUAAAUUCUUUUACUUUGUGGAGGAGUUGAGACGGGCUUUUGAUAAGGAAGGGAAAAAUUGGGAAAUCACAAUGGCGGUCCCCAUUGCCAAAUUCCGAUUACAGGAAGGUUAUCACGUCCCGGAAUUAUGCGAGUUGUUGGAUGCCAUUCAUGUAAUGUCAUAUGAUUUGAGAGGAAACUGGGCCGGAUUUGCGGACUCUCAUAGUCCCUUGUACAAGAGACCUCAUGACCAAUGGGCUUACGAAAAAUUGAACGUCAACGAUGGGUUACAACUUUGGGUUGAUUAUGGAUGCUCCCCUAAAAAACUAAUCGUUGGAAUACCCUUCUAUGGCCGUACUUUCACCCUUAGUAACAGUAAUACCAACUACAACCCUGGAACUUACAUAAAUAAAGAAGCAGGGGGUGGAAACCCGGGACCUUACACUAACGCCACCGGUUUUCUUGCUUACUACGAGAUUUGUCCCGAAAUUUUGAACAAGGAGAGCGGUUGGACCAAAAAAUGGGACGAGCAGGGUAAAGUCCCUUACGCGUACAAAGGCAACCAAUGGGUGGGGUACGAGGACCCUGAAAGCGUUCAAAUCAAAAUGGAUUGGAUCAAAUCGAAGGGUUAUGGUGGUGCGAUGACUUGGGCUAUUGACAUGGACGACUUCCAUGGCCUUUGUGGUCCCAAAAACCCUCUUAUUAAUAUUCUUUAUGCUAAUAUGAACUCGUAUUCGGUCCCAGAACCUACCUUUUCGACAACUCCUAGGCCUGAAUGGGCCCGGCCUCCCAGUACUCCAUCUGCUGAUGGUUCAAAGCCAGUACAAACAACCCCAAAACCGGGGCAAUGGGUGCCUGAUGAGGCAACUUCGAGUACUCAGAGGACUACGACGGUGAGUACGACUGAGGCUUCACCACCACCAGUUGUCUCAAAUCCGCAAAAUGAAGUUGAUGGGGCUGUAGCCCCCAAAGAGUGUAAACAGGACUUUAUGCCUCAUGAGCUUUGUGAUAAGUACUAUCGAUGCGUACAUGGGAAACCCACGGAAUUUGCAUGCAGACCAGGGACAGUUUUCCAUACUCAGAGCAAUAUUUGUGAUUGGCCAGAACAUGCCGAUCGUGAAAAGUGCAAAAAGAUUGAACAAUAAAGUUUUGACUGAUUUUAUGUACUUAAGAUAUCUUAUGUAUUAUUUUUAUUUGAAAUAAAAAAAAUUUCGAUA
Tribolium madens (black flour beetle) is the source of this 1798-nucleotide messenger RNA. RefSeq names its product endochitinase (gene Cht5). Gene Ontology annotation, cellular component: extracellular region. NCBI's taxonomy places the organism in Eukaryota, Metazoa, Arthropoda, Insecta, Coleoptera, Tenebrionidae. Gene Ontology annotation, biological process: chitin catabolic process; carbohydrate metabolic process. The record is from RefSeq and is a predicted model, not a curated record. Gene Ontology annotation, molecular function: chitin binding; chitinase activity. The transcript has 8 exons. The coding region runs from base 125 to 1726 and encodes 533 amino acids.